AUCAGUCAUGAAAGCUACAUAAUUCCUAGAAACAAUACUGGAUCAACUCUUUUCAACAAAGAUGUAAACAAGAUGUAACAACUGAAGUCCUGAGCUGCAGUCUUCUCUUGGAACCAUCAAAUCCCCAUUCCUUCUGACCCGGAAGUCCCGCGCCAGCAACCUCCCACACAAAAUGGCAAACUCCCCAAGCCCAGCCUCGUCAUCGCGGCUGCCCCGGUCCCGGCCGGCCUCGAUCGACGACCGAGCCCACAGCCCGACCUCCUCCUCCGACAUCCCCGUCGAAGUCCUCGUGGAGCACCUCCUGGCCGCGAAGCGCUCUCUCUCCUCCAUCACCCUCGUCCUCCGCGCCAACGACCUGACCACGCACGCCCGGCGCCUGCACGAGGAGGCCGUGGUGCUCUCGGCGCAGACGGCCUUCCUGCGGCGCGGCGUCGGCGAGCAGGUGCGCAUCCUGCUGCGCCUGCGGCGGGGGAUGGCGAGGGCGUACGAGGCCGGGCGGCGCGAGUUCCGCGGCCUGCUGCGCACCCUCGACGCCGCCGACGGCAGGCUCGAGGGCACCCUGGCGACGCUGCGGGGCACCGUCGUCGAGAGCAUCUUCCGGCCCGAGGGCGAGGAGCCAAAGAGCCUGAUCGACUUUGUCGACGAGAACAGCGUCGAUCGCGUGCGGGACGCGCUGAAGGAGAGCGUUGCAGAGCUGCAGGCCGCCGAGACAUCCUUCGACGGCGAUCUCCUCCGCUUCGACAACGACCUCCGAGCCCUGAACAAGGCCAUGUCCCCCUCCGCGUCAGACCCCACCUCCGACACCCCCUCCGACCUGGCCGCCUACCAGCCGAUACCGCACCUCCUCGCCUCGCUGACGACCCACUCGCACGCCAUGGCCGAGCACCUCAGCUCCCUGACCCGACACUUCGACAUGUGCGUGACCGCCGUGCGGGCCACCGAGGGCGGCGCCGCGCUCGCGCUCCGCAAGGCCGCCGACGAGGUGACGCACGCCGACGGCGGCGGGGAAGCGGUAUCGAUAUCGGGCGUGAUGGCGGAGCGGGAGACCCGCGGCGGCCUGGGCUCGUCGGACGCGGACCUGGACCCGCGGGAGCGCGCCGAGGUGGCGCAGGUGGUGGUGCAGGACGCGCCCGAGGUGGACGAGGUGGUGGCGGAGCUGGAGGCGGCGGUGCGGCGGGUCGAGGCGGACUUCUGCGCGCUUCGGGGUCGGGCGGACCGCGUGCGGGCGGCGCAUUCGCGGACGGCGGCGGCGUUCCGCGCGCUCGACGACGUCGGGUCCCGCCUGCGCGGGUACGCGGCCGCCGAGGCGGAGCACGCGCAGCGCAGGGAGGCGGAGAGGGGGGCCGUGGCGGGGGCGCUGGGGGAGAUGGAGCAGCUGAGGUUGUUUUACGAGGGGUAUGUGGGUGCGUAUGAGAGCCUCACGCUCGAGGUCGAGAGGCGCCGGUUGGUGGAGGAGAAGAUAAGGGGGAUACUGCGCAAGGCGAGGGAUGGCGUGCAUAGGCUCGUCGAGGCGGACCGGAGGGAGAGGGAGGUCUUCCGACAGGAGAUCGGCGACUUCCUGCCUACGGAUUUGUGGGUUGGUAUGGAUGGCCCGCUUCAGAGGUGGGAUCUCGUCCCUGUGGACGAUGCUGCCGAGGCCGGAGGCUCCAAGCCUGGCCUGGGGGAUGACCCGGGCUUAGACCGGAGGGGCGAGGCCGAUACUGCGAGAGAGAGGUUUGGGAGGGGUAAGGGCAAGGGCAAGGGUGUCGAGUCGAGGUGAUUAAUUUUGUUGCACCUCGAGAUCUGUGUUGGAUACUGGCGUUGGUUGGUUCUCUCCUUUUGUCCCUCCUCUCCCUCUCGCGUUCGGUCCAUACCCUUCUCGGCCUGGAGUG
Phialemonium atrogriseum is the source of this 1871-nucleotide messenger RNA. RefSeq names its product autophagy-related protein 17. The transcript is spliced from 2 exons. NCBI's taxonomy places the organism in Eukaryota, Fungi, Ascomycota, Sordariomycetes, Cephalothecales, Cephalothecaceae. Gene Ontology annotation, biological process: autophagosome assembly; autophagy of mitochondrion; autophagy of peroxisome. Gene Ontology annotation, cellular component: Atg1/ULK1 kinase complex; phagophore assembly site. The record is from RefSeq and is a predicted model, not a curated record. Bases 173 to 1759 code for a protein of 528 amino acids. Gene Ontology annotation, molecular function: protein kinase activator activity; molecular adaptor activity.